Molecule: messenger RNA, 1128 nt
Organism: Erigeron canadensis
Lineage: Eukaryota; Viridiplantae; Streptophyta; Magnoliopsida; Asterales; Asteraceae
Exons: 1
Coding region: 1-1128 (375 amino acids)
Source: RefSeq, a predicted model, not a curated record
AUGGCCUUUGGAGCUCAGGAGAUAAUGGUCGAAUUCUUAUACAGAGAUCUCCCAAAUACCUAUGAAGCGGUCCAAAAAAGGGCUUAUGUGUACCUAGAUGCCAGGGACACCGCCUCGAAAGGGAACGCCAACCCUUCACCGGACAAAGAAUCCCCUGCGGGACGAAAAGGCAAAUGGGGGAACGAGAAAGAUUACAAGACCUCCCGGUAUAACCCUUAUUACAAAGAAGAAAAGGGGCAAGUCAAGAUUAAUCUUCCGGAAAUGUAUAAGAGUCCAAGGGAGAUACUGCUUACUGAAUCCGUCGCGAAGGCCUUCCCAACGCCACCCAGACUAAGUGGGAGAGAUAGAAGGGAACCUGAGAAAUAUUGUGAGUUCCACAGGGACAAUGGACACGACACUAACAACUGCUGGCAACUCCGAAGGGCCAUCGAAGAAGCAAUUAACGAAGGAAAGCUGUCACACUUGGUCAAAACCGUACGACAGCAGCAAAAGAAAGAAGAAGACCCGGAGGAAAAGAAAAAAGGACCCGAAAAAACUAUUUAUACGGUCGUCAAAAAGAAAACAAGGGAAGAACGUCCGUUCCCGAAGACAUAUAGGGGAAACACGACAUACAUCACAUUUCCUUCUAUCUGCAACACCCGGGCCUUUCGUGACCCACUUACCAUCACAGCGAUGCUCGAAAUUUCAAAAGUGAAAGGAAUAUGUGUAGACACGGGAAGUGAAUGUGAUGUUGUUUACGAAAAAGCCUUUUGGAAGCUAAACCAUGUGUCACGAAUGAACUUUAAAAGGACUAAUGCUCUGGUCCAGGGAUAUUCAGGAGGAACCGAGAAGCCCAUCGAAAAGCUAACAGCGAAAGUGACCAUCGGGAAAGGGCGUUGUGAACGCACAGAAAAAAUAUCGUUCCUCGUGGUACAGGGAGACUCACCCUUUGAAGCAAUAUUAGGAAGACCUGCAAUUCAGAAAUUUGAAAUGAUCCCCUCCGUAAUGCACGGAAUGAUUAAAUACCAGACGAACGGAGGAAUUGGAACUUUGAUGACAAAGGAAAGAAAAAGGACCGUAGAAGGACAUGACGGGCCACACUGGCUAUCAUGGAGCGAAGGACCUUACCUUGGACGAUUGAACGCGUAA